AGCGGCAAACAUGUGCUCAAAUCAGAGUCCCAUGAAGGCCAUUCAGCACUUGGGAUCUUGCAAGCCACAACAUGCACCUUGGGUGUUCGCCAGUUCGGUGCAGGAAUCGACGUUGCAGCGGAAACACGGUCCUUUCCAAUCCUGGGCCUUCCCGGUCUCAUGCUGUUUCUUUGCGCAUGCGCGAUCCAGGCUGAACACCCGCCUUUGCACGGGUAAGAUGGGGAGCUCGGAGUCAAAGCUGGGUGAAGAUUCGGGUACAAAUCUUGCAGGCGAGCUGUUUCUGUAUGACGAGACGUAUGGCUAUGCUGCAUUUGAGGCGCUUGAGAGAGGCAAUGGAUGCAAGGCAUUGGUUUGCAUUGGUGGGCUGACGGAUGGCUUGUUGAGCUUGCGCUACAUGCCGCCGCUGGCAAAAGCUGCCCACUCGCUGGGAUGGCGCACGAUCCAGCCAGUCCUUCAGAGUAGCUAUCGCGGAUGGGGAUUCGCAAGUCUUGCUGAGGAUGCAGUUGAUCUUGAUCGCUUGCUUUCGUUCCUGAAGAGCCAGCGAGGAAUUUCGCAAGUUGUGCUGUUGGGAUCCUCCACCGGAUGCCAAGACGCGGUGCAUUUUUUGAAAGCGGGGCAGCAAGCCUCUAUGGUGCAAGGGAUCAUUCUGCAGGCGCCGGUGAGUGAUCGCGAAGCUUUGCUCGUUGAAACGCGGACGUCAGAGCAGGAGGCGGCGCUCGCGGAGUUCCAAGGCCUUGCGGCGCAAAUGGUCGCAGAGGGCAAAGGAGAGGAACUGAUGCCUCGUGCUGCCUGUCAAAUCAUGGGGCCGCCACAUGUCAUCACGGCUUAUCGCUUCGACUCCUUGACGAGGCGGAUGGCUGAUGAUGACAUGUUCUCCUCCGACUUGUCGGACCUGGAGCUGAGGCAGAAACUGGGUCAUGUGAGCGUGCCUGCCUUGUUGGUCUCGUCGGCCGACGACGAAUACAUCCCGUCCUUUGUGGACAAGGCGCGUUUGUGCGAGCGCCUGGGGAGCGCUAUGGCAGUGGGGGUCACGGAAGCAGUGCAGUGCCUGGUGCUGGAGAGCGGCGGUCAUGGCGUGAGGUCUGCCGAGGGCCAGGGCCAGCUCUUGCAAGGAGUGGAGGGCUUCCUCAGAGCCUUGGACGGCGAAACGCUGAAGCCUCUCAGCUGGGAGCUCCCGCUGUCGCAGCAGCUGCGGGCGAAGGCAGACAGGUGUACUCAACGGCCACUGAUGGUGGCGAUCGCCGGCGUGCCGGGCUCGGGGAAAUCCCGUGCAGCGCAGAUCUUGGAGCGGCUGCUCGGAGCUGACUGUUUGCACGUGCCCAUGGACGGCUUCCACCUCCCCCUGGCCCAGCUGCAGGCGCGGCCCGACGCCGAGGCGGCGGUGUAUCGCAGAGGCGCGGUGGACACCUUCGACCCCAAGGCCCUUGAGGCCAAGCUGCUGGAAGUCAGGGAAGGGAACCCGGAAGUGCUGCUGCCCCAGUUCGACCACGCGCAUGGGGAUCCUGUCCCAGAUGCUCUGCGCUUUAGAGCCGACAGGCACCGAAUCGUCUUGGUGGAAGGCCUCUACUUGCUCCAUGACAAAGAUGGGUGGGAAGACAUCGCAGAUGUCUUUGAUUUCCGGAUCUUCUUGGAUGCGAACUUAGAGGAGUGCAUUGCACGGGUGAAGGAGCGCAACAAAGUCAUCCCAGGUUACACAGUGGAAGAGAUCGAGCAGCGAUGCGAAGUGGUGGACAGAGCAAACGCCCAGGUCGUGCAGGCCUCGGCUCGUCGAGCUGACCUCCAAGUAGCGAAGCAGCGUCUCGAAGUAGCGUAG
Messenger RNA from Effrenium voratum, 1813 nucleotides. Lineage: Eukaryota; Dinophyceae; Suessiales; Symbiodiniaceae. The record is from the annotation of a GenBank genome assembly.